Molecule: messenger RNA, 2013 nt
Organism: Aureobasidium uvarum
Lineage: Eukaryota; Fungi; Ascomycota; Dothideomycetes; Dothideales; Saccotheciaceae
Source: the annotation of a GenBank genome assembly
AUGCCCAGGACAAAAGCUCAAGCGAUACAACAGGCUGGCGCGCCGCCUUCAUGGGACACGCAGACGCUGGUGCGCACUCUUGACGGCCAUGGCUCAUCCCCAGUCAAGAUCGCUUGGUCACGCACAAAUGGCGACUCCUCGCCGCUUCCGCCUUUCCCCUUUCACGUCUAUCUGAUCCGAGGAGCAGACACACUGGCCGCCGAUGAGGUCUUGGCCGACCAGCUUCUAUCCUGUCUCCACAAGCAGCAGCUGGCCGACCCGUGCUGGCAUCUCGAGCUGUUCACUGCCGUUCAGGACAACAUCUUCGCAUGCGUGGACCAUUACGAACAGCAGAAAACUCUCAGGAAGCUGGGUCUCCAGGCACCUUACAUGCCCGACAAGAAUUGUUUCCUGGUCAUUGACGCCGACAAGUGGAAAGAGGAGGGACUGCUAUCGGUUCGAUACACAAAGGAGAGAGACCACCUGCCUUUCAAUGUGACGGCUGAGAGAUAUAAGAGUUGGCAUCAUCUAGCGACUCGCCUCAGAGACGAGUGGUCUGACCAGGGAACGACAACUAUCGAGGAGCUGCUUGAUGGACAGAAUCUUGCUCGAGGCUGGCCGAUUGAUCUCAACCUUUAUCCUGAGAGUGGUCCCGAUCAGACCGUCAAUGGAAUGACGCUUGCUACAUAUGAACAACCAUAUUCGUCCUCGGACCAGCCUGCCGAUGAAGCGCUGGACUUCGAGGACAUCAGUGUACACAUGAAUGGCACCUUCGCUGAGGAGCGCCAAGAUCCUGAAGGUCUCCCCUAUACAGCACUACGGUACGACGUGAGCCAGCCUUCUCGCUUUGUCUAUUACCUCUUUGUACUCGGUCGCGACAUAUCAUCCGAGGACAUAUUGAAAGUCUAUACGCGGCUCAAUACAGGUCUGCUGGCUGACAUAUCAUGGACUCUGCAUUUGUAUCCGAAUACCACCAUGUCUACCGCUUCCUCAAUCUUUGCACGAGCCAGGAGCUCCAGAGACCAAUCGGACACAUCAUCAUAUUUUCCUUCCAGCUAUGCUGGACCUCCACUACAGAUUUACCGAGAUGUAUACAUGUGUCUCGACGCUUCAAAGCCCCAGCCUGAUGGGCCAAGCUUCAUUCUUUCCAAUCCAGGCCCAUCCUCCUCUCCACGACUAGAUUAUGAUGCAGAUGACCUUGACCACAUAUCAACUCAUCAAGACAAGUACGCCGGCGAGCCGGACAGCCUUGAGCUUUACACAUUCAAUCCUGGGUCAUGGGAGCUUGUUGGAGAUAUGCUUCACACCUUCUUCGCCCUCGGCUCUCACACUCAGAGCGUUACUAGGUCGCUGUCCUCCUCCACCAGUCCCCGUAUCUCCCUGCGUAUCUUGGUCGACUCAGAGCUCAGCUCCAAUGCAGCAAUUGCUUCGCCGAUCCAGCUGUUCAUCACUUCUCAUGCUUCAGCACCACUGACGCUGAAUGCUGCGGGCACAAUCUUCGACACAUCAGACUGGCACUCAUAUUUACGCAUCCAUGAAGCCGGAUCCUCUGUAGAGUUGUCGAUUGGCCCUGCGAACAGAAGGCCAAAUCGCGUGUAUUCCUUAGGGGAACGCCUGCUCGACUACGGCUUCACAAAGCGCAUUUGGGACACCAGUGACGAGAUGCCCCCACACCUCAUAACUCUUUACCCCAAUGUUCCACUACAGCUGCCCGUGCAGCGCCCAUUACCCGCCGACUUUGUUGCCAAUCUGCGCUUCGAGGAGAACAAAGACGACAAACGCUUCUUAGACAACCACAAAGCUGAGGGUCAAGCACACUUCAAUACAUCCGACGUUUCCCGACAGAGUUUGUAUGAGAGAUAUCAAGGUAAUUGGGAGGUCGGCAAACGUUAUACUAUUGAGCUACGUGAUGAAGCCACGAUUCCGAGAUGGACUUGGGGUACUGCUGAGGCGCUGCUGGGGCCGUAUGGGUUGCCAGCGCUUGAGAUUGAGGUGGAAGAGGGAGGAAAUCGGGAUUUUGUGCUUGUUGAUUGA